Molecule: messenger RNA, 3351 nt
Organism: Triplophysa dalaica
Lineage: Eukaryota; Metazoa; Chordata; Actinopteri; Cypriniformes; Nemacheilidae
Gene: pbx1b
Product: pre-B-cell leukemia homeobox 1b
Exons: 9
Coding region: 270-1550 (426 amino acids)
Biological process (GO): neuron development; eye development; brain development
Cellular component (GO): nucleus
Molecular function (GO): DNA-binding transcription factor activity, RNA polymerase II-specific; RNA polymerase II cis-regulatory region sequence-specific DNA binding
Source: RefSeq, a predicted model, not a curated record
GCAGGAUGAAACAUUGAAAUAAUGCGCGCGUGUAUCAAGCGCUGGGUUUACGCGGGAAGCGAAUAAUUACGCACAACACGGCACCGACAGCUCGCGCACGAGUCAGUUAAGCGUUUAAAGUCCACUUGACACUUACAAGUGAGCUCACGUUUCAGCUGGAGUAGAGCACCGGGGUCAGAGAGAAACGGGACAGGUCUGCACGAUACCGAGCACCGAAGCACCGCCGCAGCUGUAGAGGAGAGCGCACGGAGGACCGGAGCGGGGCCGACAUGGACGAGCAGCCGCGCCUGAUGCACGCUCACGCGCCCGUGGGGAUGACCGGACACCCGGGCUUGUCUCAGCACAUACCGGAGAACAGCGACGGCGACGGGAGAAAGCAGGACAUCGGAGACAUCUUACAGCAGAUUAUGACCAUCACGGACCAGAGUCUGGACGAGGCGCAGGCCAGGAAACAUGCUCUCAACUGCCAUCGAAUGAAGCCAGCUCUAUUUAACGUCCUGUGUGAAAUCAAAGAGAAAACCGUGUUGAGUAUCCGUGGCGCCCAGGAGGAAGACCCUCCAGAUGCCCAACUGAUGAGAUUGGACAACAUGCUGCUGGCAGAGGGCGUGUCCGGGCCGGAGAAAGGGGGCGGGUCUGCGGCGGCAGCAGCAGCAGCGGCUGCGUCAGCUGGAAUAGGAGCCGAUAAUUCAGCAGAACACUCCGAUUACAGAGCAAAGCUCACUCAGAUCCGUCAGAUCUACCACACGGAACUGGAGAAAUACGAGCAGGCGUGCAACGAGUUCACGACCCACGUGAUGAACCUGUUGAGGGAGCAGUCUCGCACGCGGCCCAUCUCGCCCAAAGAGAUCGAGCGAAUGGUCGGCAUCAUCCACCGCAAGUUCAGUUCCAUCCAGAUGCAGCUGAAACAGAGCACAUGCGAGGCCGUCAUGAUCCUGCGAUCGCGUUUCCUAGACGCCAGGAGGAAAAGACGAAACUUCAACAAACAAGCCACAGAAAUCCUGAACGAAUAUUUUUACUCGCAUCUAAGUAACCCGUAUCCCAGCGAGGAAGCAAAAGAGGAGCUGGCAAAGAAGUGCUCCAUCACAGUGUCGCAGGUUUCCAACUGGUUUGGAAACAAACGAAUCCGAUAUAAGAAGAACAUCGGAAAGUUCCAGGAGGAAGCCAACAUGUACGCCGCCAGAACGGCCGUCAGUGCUGCGAGUGUGUCAGCGCAUGGCAGCCAGGCCAAUUCCCCGUCUACUCCAAACUCAGCAGGUUCUGCUGGCUCUUUUAACAUGUCAAACUCUGGCGAUUUAUUUAUGAGUGUUCAGUCUUUGAACGGGGACUCAUACCAAGGCUCUCAGGUGGGAGCCAAUGUGCAGUCACAGGUGGAUACCCUUCGCCACGUUAUCAGCCAGACAGGAGGAUACAGUGACGGCCUCGCAGCAAACCAGAUGUACAGUCCGCAGGGCAUCAAUGCAAACGGUGGCUGGCAGGACCCCACGACCCCCUCCUCAGUCACCUCCCCGACAGAAGGACCCGGAAGCGUCCAUUCCGACACCUCUAACUGAUUCCCCCCCACCCGGCCCGCUCCAACACGACACGUUCACCGCACAGAACGGACUGCCUACAUCAUCCAGACGACACCCGCUUUACAGUCAAUUCAUCACACACGUUCUUCUCUCGAGUGUGUAAAUGACUUUUGAAAACACAGACGAGUAUCAUCAGCCCUUGACAUUACAGAGUUCAUGCUACCUCUAAAACAUUUAUACAAAAAUAGUGACAAUAAACCGGUCGAGACACAGAUAAUAGGAAGUUUAGUAUAGACAUCCUUUGUCAUCAGAACAAACAUUACGUUAUGUUUGAAACAUUUUGCUAUUUUACCAUAGUGCCAAAGUACUUUUAUACAUUACACUAUUCAAUAACAUUUGCAUACCACUUUUUAGUUCAUCAUUUUACUGUAAAAUAACCUCUUGUUAAAAACAAGCAGUUAGAUGGAUUAACUGGGCCUUUAAACUAAAAUGAACUAGUUGGAUAUUUCUCUUUGUCUAACAACCUUUGAAUCUCAUUCAAUCAGAUUUUUUACAUGUAAAAUAAUAAACACGCAUCUCAAUAUUAAUUUAUUUGCAUCAUUUUGAUGAAUUCUAGUGAGGUGUUUGAUAAAAUCCUCCAGAAAUUUCGUGAUACAGGAUAUGAGUUUUAUUAUGAAUCAUUUUUCAUCACUGCGCAUUAGAACGCAAUAGAAGGCAAUCAAAAAAGUGAAGGAAUCCGCAAUGUGAAUUGUUUUUCACAGCAGCAUCUUUUCCAGUUUCGUACCACGUGAGCCCGACCAACGGGCGAUCUCGAUACCAAAAACCGCAGAUGUGUCCGUUCUUUACACCCAUAUCACUUUAUUAACAUUGUUCAUGUUGUAAAUUGUAUAAUAUCGUCGGCAUUGGGUAGCGUUUCACAGGAACGGCCUGGUGCGUUAGACUCGAAACCAAAAAUCCAGCUGCAAUUCUGUCGUGUUUCUUGAAAAGAAAAGGAAAACAAAUGAUGGCACACAAAUGCAGAAAUUGUUUGGAUAUAUUUUUGAUGCCCUCCCGUUGUGAAUAGCCAAUUCUCGUUUCUUAUUUCAUAUUCGGCUUGUUUACAGGGCAGCAAUAGAUUUUAUUUUCUCGCAGGCAUAAUGUGAAUUAGCCCAAGAAUGCGCGCUAGCUUGUAGAUGUGCACCUUUAAUCUUUUUUGUUAACAUAUUUACAUACAAUGAGAAGGUCUUUAUGAGGGCAGCUGUGGGUUAUAAUCCAUAAUGAGUGAAUCUUAUUCAAAAUAUAUCCAAAAACGGAUCAAAUUUGAUAUCAAACAAUAACAAAAUCAGGGUCUGAAUCUGACACAAAGGGUCACAAAGGGACAUAGGUGCUGUUGAUCCCUAUAGAUUGUGUCUUAUCGUGAAAUUUUCAGAUCCAGACCCAUCCCGCCCAUUUCAGAAGUGUACACAGGGAGGAUUCAGGUUCCAUUUGGUCAUAAUGUUUGUAUCGCUGCCUGCCCUGCAGAUCCAGAAAAGCCUCAUAUAAUGAUGCUUUUAGUUUUCGCAUAUAACGCAGUUUGUAAAACAUCAAAUGUUUACUUUGUUGCAUGUGUUUUGUUCUUUCAAAUCCUGCAGUGUUUUUGAAUGUUUCUUCUUUUUUUUAUAUCAAGCGCAGAGACGUUCUCUUCUGGAGUUUUAACUUUUAAGAUCUCUGCAUAUGUACAAAAGGAAUAACACAGUACAGCAAACUGUUGUCUUUUUGAUUCCAACCUGUUUUUGUGAAGAAAAAACUAACAAGAUGUAGGUUUUUGGUCUCUUAAUUUGUACUGGUAAUGCAUAUUCUGAAAUAAAUAGUUUCUUUUGUU